Fusarium odoratissimum NRRL 54006 is the source of this 1794-nucleotide messenger RNA. RefSeq lists its product as uncharacterized. NCBI's taxonomy places the organism in Eukaryota, Fungi, Ascomycota, Sordariomycetes, Hypocreales, Nectriaceae. The coding region runs from base 1 to 1794 and encodes 597 amino acids. The record is from RefSeq and is a predicted model, not a curated record. The transcript has a single exon.
AUGGCUACACCGGCGGUGUACUCCUCCCUCGACAAAGAAGACCGGGUCGACGACAAAAACCCCGGUCUAGCAAGCGACUCCCCCAUCCCUCAAACAACAGACUUCAAAAGAUUGUAUAAGUUGGAUAGUUGGCUGAAAUGGUAUGUCAUAACUCUUGGCAUAUACCUAGUCGGUGCCAUAUUCUGCGUAGCGUGGUCGUACACCGGCGCACUGCUCGAUAACGAUGCUUCAAAACGUCGAGUCUUUCGAACAGGCGAUUCUGUACCCGUUGAUCAACUCUACUCUGGUAUUGCGCUCUCAGCCCUCCUAGCACCAGCAGCUGUACUCGUUCAAUUCGUCGUCUUUGAUUUUCGGAGAUUGCAUUUAUUCGCGCUCACGACGCAGCAACCUGUUGCGAUUAGAGAUCUGGAUGAUAUCGCAGAGGGUGUUACGCUGUUGACGCUACCGGCUGUUAUGAAGUAUUCGUGGUGGUAUGGAGUCAUGCAUACCUUUUUGAUCAUAACAAGAACGUUGCUUGUGCCGGUGGGAACGCUGUCGCUUACUGUUGGGCCGUAUGGGCAUUAUAAGGAGGGCUGGGGUGUUGUGGGUGUUCCGAUUGCGCGGGAUGCAGUGGGGAGUAACGUCACGGCGCUUUCGACUGCGAUGGGUGCGAGUCCGGACUUGGAGUUUCAUCCGUCGCUUUCGAAGAAUGAUACGUUUUUGUCUCAAACGGUGUUCACGUUUGUGGGGAGUCUUGUUUCGCAGAAUGCGUUGGCCAAUGUUGACUCUGGCGUCUUGGGGCCUGUGCCUACUCACAACCUCACUUUUGCUACAAACACGACCUACGAUGGGUUGGUCUUCUUCAACUGGACCGCUGCAUGCGAGGCAGCUACUGAAGUGAACUAUACUUCUUACAAAGAGGACGGCAACACGAUUUACAACUUCACCCUCCCUGAUGACAGCGUGGAGAGCAUCGAGCUGCUUUCUCAAGGUUCACAGAGAAUUCGACUCUGGAGUAACGCCUCAGUUCACGGCACAAACAAGAUCCCAACGUCAGGCACGACGUACUUCCUCUCAGCUACGAAAUCUAUCCCGAAUAUCAACGAAACCGCUCUACGCAACAGAGGCAACGACAAGAGUUUGGUGCAAACAGACGGAGGAGACUGGAUCUCUCGCACGAAAUGCACGCCCUCCAUCAGAUGGCUCGUUGGCUCGUGCACCUUCAACGGCACGAUAAUGACAUCCUGCACCGAAGCCCCAGGGUCCAACCAAACAGCGCUUGACACAGAUGCUCUCGAUGCGCUGGGCGUGUACAUGUCUGCUAUUCCAUGGUACAUCUUCCGCAACCAAAUCGGCAUUGUUGACGAUACCCUCGAUGCUCUUUACGCGAUUCCCACGGCGGAAGACUUUGGUCACUUCUUUGGCAACAUGGCUCACGCGAUCGUGUCGAUCAGCACAGCUGGAUAUUUCGGUACUUCAUCUGUUCCUAUGCUCUCCCACAUCACGGAAUCAGUGUACAUCGUGCGCUGUAGUAUUCUCAUUGCCGUAACAGUCAUGCUGUUCUUGUCGGUAUCUGUCUCGAUCAUCGACAUCAUUCGGAAUAGGAUGAAGCAUCUUCCUCAACUUCCAGCGUCGUUCCUUGCUAUCGCACAUGCUGUGAGGGGCUCUUGGUGGGAUAACGAGUUGAGCGGCUACAGACCGUGGGAUAAGAUGAAGACGAUGAGUGAUGGGGCGGAGGCGGUCAUGUUUGGCGUUGACACGGAAGACUCGAGAUUCAUCAGGCUUGCACCGUCUGUUGCACCGAUCCGUUGUUGA